Messenger RNA from Aspergillus sclerotioniger CBS 115572, 1650 nucleotides. RefSeq names its product putative NADPH oxidase (NoxA). The transcript has 4 exons. The coding region runs from base 1 to 1650 and encodes 549 amino acids. The record is from RefSeq and is a predicted model, not a curated record. Gene Ontology annotation, molecular function: superoxide-generating NAD(P)H oxidase activity. Gene Ontology annotation, biological process: superoxide anion generation; defense response. NCBI's taxonomy places the organism in Eukaryota, Fungi, Ascomycota, Eurotiomycetes, Eurotiales, Aspergillaceae. Gene Ontology annotation, cellular component: NADPH oxidase complex; plasma membrane.
AUGACUUUUACUUGGAGCUCAUAUUUUGCCGCUUCUAAAAUAUGGUUUUACUCGUUGUUCUGGGGACUGCAUAUUGCCAUAUUUGCAGUGGGCUGGUAUUUACAAGCCACGGACAAGAAGCUAGAUGCCCUCAAUACUCUGCGGUAUUCUGUCUGGAUAUCAAGAGGCGCUGGUCUCGUUCUAUCUUGCGAUGCCACCCUUCUCUUGCUGCCUAUGUGCAGGAACGUCGUCAAGAAUCUAAGACCCCGAGUUCGAUGGUUGCCGUUGGAUGAAACGGUAUGGUUCCAUCGUCAAGUAGCCUAUGCUCUCCUUAUCUUCACCAUAAUCCAUACGGCUGCUCAUUACGUGAACUUUUACAACGUUGAAAAAGACCAUAUCCGACCCGUGCUGGCCGUGCAGAUUCAUUAUACCGAGGCUGGUGGGAUAACAGGCCAUGUGAUGCUUCUCUGCAUGAUGCUCAUGUACACGACCGCUCAUCAACGAAUCCGACAGCAGUCUUUUGAGACAUUUUGGUACACGCACCAUCUGUUUAUACCGUUCUUCCUGGCCUUAUAUACGCAUGCGACGGGCUGCUUCGUUCGAGAUACUGCAGAACCUAUUUCACCUUUCGCGGGGUCCAGGUUUUGGAACCACUGCUUAGGAUACGAAGGCUGGAGGUGGGAGCUAGUCGCUGGCGGCUUGUACAUGCUCGAGAGGCUGUAUCGUGAGAUUCGAGCGAGACGCAAAACUGUAAUCCUGAAGGUUGUCCGUCAUCCAUAUGACGCGAUGGAGAUCCAAUUCCGCAAAGACAGCAUGAGAUAUAAGGCAGGGCAAUGGCUUUUCAUCCAGGCUCCCGACGUAUCCAGCAAUCAAUGGCAUCCGUUUACCAUCACGUCCUGUCCAUUCGACCCAUACAUCAGCAUCCACGUUCGCCAAGUCGGGGAUUUCACUCGCGCCCUAGGCGAUGCACUAGGAUGCGGACCAGCACAAGCGAGAGAUCUGGAAGGCCUUGACCCUAUGGGGAUGUACGAAGUUGCCCUCCAUAACGGACAAAGGAUGCCCAGGCUCCGUGUCGACGGUCCAUACGGAGCUCCAGCCGAAGACGUCUUCGAAAACGAAGUGGCCGUCCUCAUCGGAACUGGCAUCGGUGUCACACCAUGGGCCUCUAUCCUAAAGAACAUCUGGCAUCAACGGACCGAUGCUAAAUUAGCUCGUCGUCUCCGUCGUGUCGAAUUUAUCUGGGUCUGCAGGGACACUUCGUCUUUCGAAUGGUUUCAAGCCUUACUAUCCUCUCUAGAAUCCCAGUCUGCCGCCGAAGCAGAAUUCAACGGCAAGGCCGAAUUUUUACGAAUCCACACAUACCUUACCCAACGGCUUGACGACGACACAGCCGCCAAUAUCUACCUCAACUCGGUCGGACAGGCCGUCGAUCCAUUGACCGAGUUACGAAGCAGAACGAAUUUCGGUCGUCCUGACUUCAAACGCCUUUUCACUGCCAUGCGUGAUGGUCUCCAGGAACAAACAUACCUGUCCGGCGUGCAUGGAAAUUCAACUACCGAAAUCGGUGUCUACUUCUGUGGUCCAAAUGCUGCUGCCAGACAAAUCAAAGACGCAACCAUAUCGACCUCAACAAGGGACAUCAAGUUCAAGUUCUGGAAGGAACACUUCUAG